CACGAUCUCUUCCUCCCCUCCUCCCUCUGCAGUCACCUAGUGGCAGAGUGUGGAGAGCGGGUUCUAGUACCACUGAAGGGUCUCGUCCAACAGCUGUGUACAAAGACUCCCGACAGAGCCGAGUAUAGGACCAAGAUGGCCAAUACGGUGUGUAAGUUGCUGAGUCAGUUUCCAGAUCAGUUCUACUCUCAGCUACUGGAGUGGCUCUCCAGACUCGCCAGAAACAUCAAGGUCUCAGCAAUCGUGUGUUUGCAGUGGAGAUGGUGUCGGAACUGCUCACACGCCCCCUCAGGCAACCCAAGGAAGGUUCUCUGUUGGGGGAGGAGGAGUACCGACUGAGCUACAAGUACCUGGUCAAGAUGGCCCUCUCUCGGUGUUCUGACAAGGCUCCCUCUGUUCGGGGAGGGCCCUGACCUGUGUCGCAGCUGCUGCCGGUAGUGAGAGGUCGGAGGUCGUGUCGGCCUUGACGAGAUGUCUCACGGCACAGACAGCCACAGACCACUCGUUCCCUCCAUGAACCAGAGCCAGUGGAGAGUCUGAUAGUUCCCAUGGUGAGGAGAAGAACGACAGACCAAAAGGUCGGAGUUCGUAAGAACGCCCUCCAGGCCCUAGAGGCCAUCAUCAGACUGGACCUCACCAACAUUAACAGAGAGGAUGUGCGGCCCUAACACGAGCGCUGCAUGGACACAGCUCUCUCAGUGAGGAAGCAAGCACUGGUGUCUCUCUCCUCCCUCGUCACCGACCUACCUCACUGUGCCAUGCUCCACGAGUUGCUGGAUGGUAGUGUGUUGCCAUGGUGAUGGACAAAGAGGCCAGC
This is a messenger RNA of Geodia barretti, 817 nucleotides long. The record is from the annotation of a GenBank genome assembly. Lineage: Eukaryota; Metazoa; Porifera; Demospongiae; Tetractinellida; Geodiidae.